Molecule: messenger RNA, 853 nt
Organism: Asterias rubens (European starfish)
Lineage: Eukaryota; Metazoa; Echinodermata; Asteroidea; Forcipulatida; Asteriidae
Exons: 7
Coding region: 131-853 (240 amino acids)
Source: RefSeq, a predicted model, not a curated record
UUACUAUGCUCUGUUUUUGUGGCAGUUAUUCCGUGGAAACUCUGACUGUGAUGAGAUCGUUCAUCAUAACUUGGAGCAUCCUUUCAAGGCUCGCUAUGCACGCUUCCAUCCAGUGGACUACUACAACAGAAUGGGGAUGAGGGUGGAACUGUAUGGUCAACAACCAGAGAUUCCUGAAGCUGACAACGGAAGGAUAGAGAACUUGGCGUUGUACAAACCAGCACAGCAGUCCAGUUCAUUUGAGCCAGUCUUCGGACCAGCUGGAGCUGUCGAUGGACAAGAUGAGGACGGAAUAUCUAUCACCAAGGUGGAAAAACAACCGUGGUGGUCCGUGGAUCUCAAAGCUCAUCAUCAGAUCUACUUUGUUGCCGUUACUAACCCAGGAAUCACAAUGUGUGCCGAGCCUAAGAUCUUGACCAAUUUCGUGGUGAGAGUUGGUGACAAUCCCGAUGUGAACAACAAUCCACCGUGCAGCGCCAUCUACAGACGGAAAGUAGAGCCGGGACAAACAGUACAGAUUCAAUGUCAGAGCAUCGACGGUGUCCCGCCCAUCGGUCAAUACGUCAGCAUCGAGCUGAAUCCAGACAAGCCGGAUGAGUUGACCCACAUCCAGGUGUCAGAGGUCAAAGUUUAUGGGGUCUCAAGACCAGUUCCAGGCCCAGCCUGUCAGUUCAAAGAAGGAGCUCAUUAUCUUGGUAUGGAGGCCGGUGAGAUUGAUAACGCCCAGAUAUCUGCCAGUAUCUACAAGAAGGUAUGCACAGUGUUCCUACUCUCUGAGAACGGUAACACUGAGGUCGUUCAGACACAGUACUCAAGGCUACCAACCCCAGAACGCCCGUCUGAACCUGCCUAA